This is a messenger RNA of Pygocentrus nattereri (red-bellied piranha), 3491 nucleotides long. It is a transcript of the gene umps, whose product is annotated as uridine monophosphate synthetase. Bases 153 to 1622 code for a protein of 489 amino acids. Gene Ontology annotation, biological process: 'de novo' UMP biosynthetic process; 'de novo' pyrimidine nucleobase biosynthetic process. The record is from RefSeq and is a predicted model, not a curated record. Gene Ontology annotation, molecular function: orotate phosphoribosyltransferase activity; orotidine-5'-phosphate decarboxylase activity. The transcript is spliced from 8 exons. NCBI's taxonomy places the organism in Eukaryota, Metazoa, Chordata, Actinopteri, Characiformes, Serrasalmidae.
GCACAUGACCAGAGGAGGGCUGGACUUAUCCUGUCCUCGGAGUCUGACCUUUGGUCCCUCGGGGGGGUCAGUGGGGUCAGUCUCUCGUUAUCACAGGCAGUAAAGCAGCAGGACCGAAAACCGAAAGACUGACAGGAGUCCUCGUGCCCCGGAUGUGGAGCCCUGCGUGGGGAAGGAUGGCGGACUCCGAGCUGCGCGCGGUGGUUCUGAAGCUUCUCGAUGUCCAGGCGGUGAAAUUCGGGCAGUUCAGACUGAAGAGCGGACUGACCUCCCCCAUAUACUUCGACCUGAGGGUCAUCAUCUCUCAGCCCGCGCUGCUCAGACAGGUGUCCAGUCUGCUGUAUAAGUGUGCUGAGGAUGCUGCGGCGAAAUUCGACUGCGUUUGCGGGGUCCCGUACACAGCGCUGCCGCUGGCCACCAUCAUCUGCUCCACCAAAGACUACCCCAUGCUCAUCCGCAGGAAAGAGGCCAAGGACUACGGAACGAAGCGGCUGAUCGAGGGAAACGUGCAGCCUGGUGACGUCUGUCUGAUCGUGGAGGAUGUGGUGACGAGCGGCAGCAGCGUGCUGGAGACGGCUCAGGUGCUGCAGGCUGAAGGAUUAAAGGUCACUGACGCCGUGGUGCUGCUGGACCGGGAGCAGGGCGGCGCGGCGAGGCUCGAGGCUGAGGGAAUCACUCUCCACCCGGUCAUCAGCAUCUCCACCCUUCUGUCUGUGCUGCUUGACGCCGGACACAUCGACAAGGCCACCUGCCGCAGUGUGGAAGACUUCAUCCGGGAGAACCAGACCUUCAGCGCUGGUCAGCAGAAAGGCUCCUCGCCCGUGAAGAAGACGGCAUGUGCGGAGCCGAGUUAUGGAGAGCGAGCCGGUCGCCCAGGAAUUCACCCUGUGGCCUCGCGGCUGCUCCGGCUGAUGGAGCAGAAGACCACUAACCUGUGCGUGUCGGCGGACGUGAUCCAUGCGGAGGAGCUGCUGGAGAUCGCCGAGACCCUCGGGCCGCUCAUGUGCGUCCUGAAGACCCACGUGGACAUCCUGCAGGACUUCAGCCCUGAGGUGAGCGGCAGACUGAAGGAGCUGGCAGAGAAACACAACUUCCUCAUCUUCGAGGACCGCAAGUUCGCAGAUAUCGGGAACACGGUGAAACACCAGUAUGAAGGUGGGCUGUAUCAGAUCUCCUCAUGGGCUCACAUCGUUAACGCCCAUGCGGUGCCCGGGCCUGGUGUGGUUGAAGGUUUGCAGGCGGUCGGUCAGCCUCUGGGUCGCGGCUGCCUCCUCAUCGGCCAGAUGAGCUCUCGGGGGUCACUCGCCUCCACAGAGUACACGCAGGCUGUGGUGAAGAUGGCGGACGAUCACUCGGACUUUGUGUUCGGCUUCAUCAGCGGCUCAAAGAUCAGCUCUAAUGCGGGACACAUCCACAUGACGCCGGGGGUGCAGAUGCAGCGUGGAGGCGACGGUCUCGGGCAGCAGUACUCCACUCCGGGCGAGGUCAUUGGCACCAAGGGCUCUGACAUCAUCAUCGUGGGGAGAGGGAUCAUCGGCAGUGCGGACCGGCUGAAGGCAGCGGAGGAGUACAGGCGCGCGGGCUGGGAGGCGUAUCUGAACAGGCUGUCUGCUCUCAGCUAACCGCGGCCACCCGUCAUCCUGAUCCUGAUCCUGGUUUACAGCCUAAUCUCAACAUUCCUGCUGCUGCUGUAGACUCUGAUCAGGGUUUUCCAGGCUGGGAGUGAUCUGACUACUCCGUCUUUACACAUUGCUUUGAUUUUCCUGCACAUUAAUAAUUACUCGGUGCAGUCGAGUCCGUCAGCAGCGCAAAAGAGGAACCGUUUCAGAGGAAAACUAAUAAAUGCUGCUGUAUGUAAGUCUCAGGUACUCCGCUGUUGUUUAUGUGGGCAGUAAGUGUGUCUUGGCCAGUCAACACAUUAUAUAAUGUUAGAAUAACAUUGCCUUCAACCAUCUAAUGAAUAUUGCCAAUGUCCAAAAAAAACAUAAUAAUAAUAAUAAUAAUAAUAAUAAGCUUUAUUUUUGUGGCACUUUUUUUUCACAAAGUGCUUCACAAAAGACAAAUAAAUCAAAAUUGCCAAACUAAACAAGAAAAGACAAAAAGAAAUAAGCUAACAAAAAUGCAAAUAAUGAAAGCAGUAAAAUAUUUUGCUGGUGCAAAAGGUAAAAUGAAUAAAGUGUUAAUUAAAAACAAAACAAGUGGGUCUUAGCCUUCGUCUUAAAUACGCCAAAAUCUUCAAAAAAACCAACCAAAAAAACAAACAGUAUCUCCAAAGGUGGAGGCAACGAUGUUCUUUACUUUUAAUGUAAGUUAAUGUAAAGAGAUCUUAUUCCAAGCAAUUGUGGAUUUCUUACUAUUAUUAAUCUUUUUUUUAGUCAGAGACAAUAUUAGUUAAUAGUAAUCAUUAAUAGUAAGACUUGAUUAGAGCAGGUGUGCCCUGUCCUGGUCCUGGUCCUGGUCCUAGAGCUCUACCACCCUGCAGAGUUCAGCUUCAGCUCUGAUCUAACACACCUGGUCCAGGUAAUGAAGACCUUCAGGGGUCAGAUGUGCUGGAUGUGAGCUCUUCAGGGUGGUAGAUCUCCAGGAUCUCUAGCAUUAGAGCAGGUUUGCCUUGUCCUGGUCCUGAUCCUAGAGCUCUACCACCCUGCAGAGUUCAGCCUCAGCUCUAAUCUUACACACCUGGUCCAGGUAUUGAAGGCCUUCAGGGGUCAGAUGUGCUGGAUGUGAGGUCUUCAGGGUGGUAGAUCUCCAGGAUCUCCAGGAUCUCUAGCUUUAGAGCAGGUAUACCUGGUCCUGGUCCUAGAGCUCUACCACCCUGCAGAGUUCAGCUUCAGCUCUAAUCUAACACACCUUGUCCAGGUAAUGAAGGCCUUCAGGGGUCAGAUGUGCUGGAUGUGAGGUCUUCAGGGUGGCAGAUCUCCAGGACCAGGUAGUGGGCAGCCUUUUAAUGAUCAGAUAAACUGGGUAUUGGACGGUAACUGGAAAUAAUCACAGUGGAUUAUUUUUAUUUGUAUUUAUUCUACUGUUAGGAAUUCUUUGACAGGUGCUUCCUGCCCAGAUAAGUGGCUUUAGUUAUCAUUUUAAACGAUGGCCUUGAACCCCUGCACUGCACUGUUUGCCUGAAGUUGACGUUACUGAUUAUUUCCGACAUGUUUGGUGCCUCGUCUCCGUUACGUUCCUUACCGACAGCCAGCUGGAUUUCCAGUUAUUAAACUGACUUACAUACAUUUCAGAAGUUAAUUUUAAAAAUGUGUAACUGACUCUGCUGAUUCAUACAGCUGGACCUGGAUAGUGUAAUUUUGCAUUGUGAUGAUGAUGAUGAUGAUGAUGAUGAUGAUUCCGCCCAGUGUGUUACUGAGCUCGUCCUGCUGCACGAGUGUGAGAGUCCUUAAUCACUGCCUGGACGUCAGGGAAGUUUUUUGGCCAAAUGAAAUGUGAUCAGGGUUGUACAAUAAAGUAGUUUUGCCAAUAAAUCAUGUUUGAUACAAUAA